AUGAUAUCACAAUUUAUUUCUAAUAAUCCAAUUAUUUCAUCAACAAAUACACAAACCAUAAUAGAAGAAAAUAAAAUAGAAAAUGAACUUAUUCAACCAUUAUCGAAAUCAAACAAUUAUGUUGAAAAUUUUUCAAUGUCAUUGAUCGGUUUAAUUCCAACUAAAGAUGAUAAACCACAACCAAAAAUAUCUAAAAAUAAUCCAAGUACAAAUAACAGACAACAAUAUAUUAAAGUUCCAUCUCAUAUUCUUACUCGACGUUCACCUGAAGCUUAUAAACAUUUACGAGCUAAAACAGUACGAAUUGGUAAAGUUCGUUGGCCACCACCACUCAAUUCAGACGAAAUUGACCAUGCUAAUCAACAAAGACGAAUGCUUGUGCAACGUCGUAUUCAAGAAGAAAUUCAUGGUAAUACAACAAUAGUAGAACAAUCAUUGAUCACACAAGAUCAUGUUCCUAUUGAAAAACAAAUUCUAUUAUCUAAUAAUAAUAAUACUCUAUCUACAAAUGAUAUUAUUGUUUGUAAUCAAAAACCAUUAACAUUAAUGCUUGAUAAAGAAAAUUAUCAACUUCGUAAAAAUUUAUUUGAACAUGUCGACAAAUCAUCAUUUGUAGGUAUGAAUAUAUCCUUUUCUAUUUAA
This is a messenger RNA of Rotaria sp. Silwood2, 642 nucleotides long. Lineage: Eukaryota; Metazoa; Rotifera; Eurotatoria; Philodinida; Philodinidae. The record is from the annotation of a GenBank genome assembly.